AGGAUUACAGAGAUUAAACGAUAGGAAGACUGUAAAGAAAGAGAGAGAGAGGCAGACUUUGGACCCACUUUGCUCACUCCUCUCCUGGGUGUACUAGUCCCAGACCUCACCCUCACAUCUGCCUGCACUGCCUAGCUCUCGGCUCUCUCCAGUUCCUCACCAUGAAGAUCCAAUUUGCUCCUACUGACUUGCCCCUAACCAGGAGACUGCAGAUGGCCUCAGUGCUGCAGUGGGUCUUUUCCUUUCUGGGCCUGGCGCCAUGCUGCAUCAUGAUGUUCUUUGUGUUGAUGUUCACGCGGUUCUGGCUGAUCAGCGUGCUGUAUGCCUGUUGGUUUUUCAUCGACUGGGAAACGCCGUCUAAGGGGGGCCGCAGGUUCCACUUCCUGUGCCACCUACGUGUCUGGGACUACAUGAGGGACUACUUCCCUGUCAAGCUGGUGAAGACAGCAGACUUGGACCCCGGGAAGAACUACAUCCUUGGUUUCCAUCCCCAUGGGGUGCUGGUGGCUGGAGCCUUCAUUAACUUCUGUACGAACGCUACAGGUUUCAGGAAGCUGUUCCCUGGCCUUGACAGCUUCCUGCUGAUGCUACCUCUCUGGUUCAGAGCCCCCUUCUUCAGAGACUACAUCAUGAUGGCAGGUCUGAUUCCCUCGAACAAGGAGAGUGCCAGCUAUCUGUUAUGUCGACAGGGAGGUGGGAAUGCCGUUGUUAUAGCAGUGGGAGGAGCCCCCGAGGCCCUGGAUGCACGCCCUGGCGCUUUCACCAUUCUCUUGGCCAAUAAGAAAGGUUUCGUCAAACUGGCAAUGGAACAUGGUGCCCAUCUGGUGCCAGUCUUCUCGUUUGGAGAGAACGAGUUGUUUGACCAGGUGGAGAACCCUCGAGGCACCUGUCUCCGCUGGAUUCAGGACAAGCUGCAGAGCAUCAUGGGUAUCUCUCUGCCCCUCUUCCAUGCGCGGGGUGUCUUCCAGUACAGCUUUGGUAUCAUGCCCUACAGGAAGCCCAUCAACACUGUGGUGGGACGGCCAAUCAGAGUGGAGAAGAAUGAAAAGCCCACAGUGGAGGAGCUGGAUGCCCUCCAUCAGCUCUACACAGAAGAACUCAGCCAGUUGUUUGAGGAGCACAAGGGCAAGUACGGAGUGCCAGAGGACCAACACCUUAGCUUCGUCUGAGCAGAACUCACAACCAGGAGUGCGAGAGAGAGGGUAGAGGGAGAGGAAAGAGAUGGGAGGAGAAGGAGGAAAGAGAGGGGAGAGGCUUCCAAACCACCUUUGGCAUUGCACCACCAAAUCCUCUCACUUGACUUCUCUCAAACAGAUAAACCUUUACUGCCAUAACCAACUGAAGGAUCCAGACGAAACUACAAAAGCCAAGCAAAACCAAUGAAGUGAUAUGGACAUUCUUAUCCAAGAUAUGGACAAAUCUUUCCCUUUCAUGCAAACCACUGUAUUGAGUAUGUGCCCAUCCCACACUUGUUUACUUAUUUCCCAUCUUUAGAAAAAUGAAAUGUCUGCAGAUAUUUUACAAAAUAUAAAACAAUCUGUUUUUUAAAUAUAUAAAAUGUACACUGUU
Molecule: messenger RNA, 1569 nt
Organism: Salmo salar (Atlantic salmon)
Lineage: Eukaryota; Metazoa; Chordata; Actinopteri; Salmoniformes; Salmonidae
Product: 2-acylglycerol O-acyltransferase 2-A
Biological process (GO): triglyceride biosynthetic process; diacylglycerol biosynthetic process
Cellular component (GO): endoplasmic reticulum membrane
Molecular function (GO): diacylglycerol O-acyltransferase activity; 2-acylglycerol O-acyltransferase activity
Source: RefSeq, a predicted model, not a curated record